AGCUGCUGUGUGAGGGGGGGACAGUGAGGAACAGGCUGGGAAUUGUCUCCUGGUGCUGCCUGUAACUCCCUGCAACUCCCUUCUCCUGUGUCCCUGACAUUCCCAUCCCCUGUACUCACAUCUCCAGCCUCAUCUACUGGAGAUUGUAAUGAGAGAAUGAAGCAUCUGACUCAAGUAAAACCUGAAACAGACUCUGAUUCUGACUCUGAUUUCCCAGAGGCAGAACCAGAAAUAUUACUGAUAAAGAUAAAAGAAGAAGAAUCAGACUCUGAAGAUGAUCAGAACCCAGUGGAAAACUCAGCAGCUGAUGGGGGUGCCUUAGAGAUUGAGCUGAAAGUAAAAUCAAAGAAUGAAGAGUUGGACACCGAGGAACAUGGGGCUCAAGCAAAGAGGGAAAAGGAGACAGAACCUGGGGCCGAGAGGUUCCUUUGUGAUAAAAGAAAGCGGCACCCCAAAAUUGCCAGACCCUGGCAAAGACAAUCAAGCUCCCCAGUACCCGGUGCCAGUGAUUCCUCUGAUAUUUUAGAUGCAGCUGAGGAGGGUGCUGGGGUAUUGCUGGGUCCAACCCAGAGCAAAGUACUGACUGACUCACGAUAUGAGGACUGCUCAGCAGAGUCCGAUGCAUCUGAUUACACCUGUGAAAAAUGUGGCAAAAGCUUCUCUCUUAAUAGUGAUCUCCUCACACACCACUGCAGCCAGUCUCACAGUCAAGAGUUCACCAAGAGACCCAUGAGAAAGAACACAAAAAAGAAACCUUUCUUCUGCGCAGAAUGUAACCGGCACUACUGCAGCAAACCCAGCUUCCAGAGGCAUCAGUUGGUCCACACCGGGGAGAAACCAUUCGAAUGCACAGACUGUGGCAAAUGCUUCUCUGAUAAAAGCAACCUCCGCUGCCACCAGAGGAUUCAUACCCGGGAGAAGCCAUUUACAUGUACGGAAUGCGGGAAAGGAUUCUCUGAUAAGAGCAACCUGCGGAGUCACCAGAGAACACACACGAGGGAGAAACCGUUCACCUGCACAGAAUGCGGCAAAAGCUUCUCCCAGAAAAUUGGCCUUCACAAUCACCUGAAAUGUCACACGGGAGAGAAGCCCUUCAUGUGUACGGAAUGUGGGAAAAGCUUCUCUAAUAAGAGCAACCUUAACACCCACAGGAAAAUCCACACCGGGGAGAGGCCCUACAUCUGUACAGAAUGCGGCAAAACGUUCCCCCGGAAGAAAAAUCUCCAGAGUCACCAGACGGUUCACACACAAGAGAAACCAUUCACCUGCUCAGAGUGUGGGAAAUGCUUCUCUCAAAAGAAAAACCUUCACACUCACCAGAAGAUCCACACGGGGGAGAAACCAUUCAAGUGCAACGAGUGUGGCCAGGCCUUCCUCCGCAAGCGCAACCUUCUGUCGCAUGAAAGGAUUCACAUAAUAGAGAAACCAUAUAUAUGCGGCGAAUGUGGACAAAGCUUCUUCCUGAGCAGUGAAAACCCAACGCACCUUUGCACCCAAACUAUAGACAAUAACACUUCCAAUGGACAUCGUGGUGGAAACAGCGAGCGCAGCUCAAUGAAAUCCGAUUUCCAGCUGGACAUUACCGCAUGGAAACCAUUCAAGUGCUCGGAAUGCGGGAAAUGCUUUUCUCAGAAGUGCAACCUUCAAAGCCACCAGAAAAUUCACACGGGAGAAAAACCUUUCCCGUGUUCGGAAUGUGGGAAGAGCUUCUCCAGGAAGGUCAACCUCAAAAUCCACCAGAAAAUCCACACUGGGGAGAAACCCUUCACCUGCGCAGAGUGCGGCAAAUCCUUUGCGCUGAGGUUAACGCUGAACAAUCACAUGACCAUCCACACAGGGGAGAAGCCAUUCUCGUGUUCAGAAUGCGGAAAGAGUUUUAGUAUAAAAAACCGACUCCGCAUCCACCAAAAAGUGCACACAGGGGAGAGACCAUUUGAAUGCACGGAGUGCGGGAAGCUGUUCUCUCGCAAGUUCAACCUCCUGACGCAUGUUAGGAUGCACAUGCGCAAAAACACGUUACAUGCGCAGGAGGAGGGGAAUGGCGCUGUGUAAAUAACUGUUUCUCACAUGCUGAUGUCCAUAGAGACAACAUGAGAUAUUGAACACUUAGGGGGUUAUUUAUUAAAGUCCGAUGCCAAAAACAAUGAGAUUAUAAAAUAUAAUUUUUUGGUGAAAAAAAACUCACGUUUUUUGGGAUUUAUUAUACCCCAAGGAUGG
This is a messenger RNA of Xenopus laevis (African clawed frog), 2217 nucleotides long. RefSeq names its product gastrula zinc finger protein XlCGF57.1-like. Lineage: Eukaryota; Metazoa; Chordata; Amphibia; Anura; Pipidae. The coding region runs from base 157 to 2052 and encodes 631 amino acids. The record is from RefSeq and is a predicted model, not a curated record. The transcript is spliced from 5 exons.